This is a messenger RNA of Uranotaenia lowii, 1770 nucleotides long. RefSeq lists its product as uncharacterized. The coding region runs from base 192 to 1535 and encodes 447 amino acids. NCBI's taxonomy places the organism in Eukaryota, Metazoa, Arthropoda, Insecta, Diptera, Culicidae. The transcript has 2 exons. The record is from RefSeq and is a predicted model, not a curated record. Gene Ontology annotation, cellular component: extrinsic component of mitochondrial inner membrane.
CAAAACCUCGAAAUCGCAUUUUCGCGGACUCGAAUAUCUUUAAGAAUUUUUUUUACAUAUUUCGCAUUUUCCAGCAUUUUUUAAUAUUAAAAUAACAUUUACGCAACAUAUAAAGUGUAUGUGCAGUGAAGUUAUUCGUUCAACUCGGAAGAUAUACAGUUUUUACACCGAAUAAUUUAAGCCGCCCAAAUAUGGAUGAACAGCUGUACAAUAAUUUUAAUCCCAUCCGGUGCAAUGUUUGUUUUACCCGGGCCACCGAUCACAGACUGAUGCUGGUGGACCAGAAGUUGCGAUUCUGCAAGGGUUGUCGGCUGAUUGGAUACUGUGGGGAACAGCACCAGAAGGAGGACUGGAAGCAUCACAAAGAUUUCUGUCGAACGGUUACAAAAAUCCUUUCGGUGAAGAAAGUUGAACACAUUCUGGAUGCUCGAACCGAUUCCGGAAGAAUCAUUGGGGGCUCUCGGCGGGAUCUCGAGUGUGCUAUAUCGCUGGCAGAAUGUUUGGUGGUGUCGAUGCUGCAGCGGAGACUACAUCAGCACGAAUUUUCCUUGCUCCGGUAUCCGAACAUAUGCCGGGUUUGUUUCGAAUACGAUCCCCGGCAGCUGGAACCCUGUGAGACUUGUUUCCAGGUGCUGUACUGUAGCGAAGAGCAUCGGAUGCAGGAUGCCGAACGCCACGCCAAGUGGUGUGAAAUGUAUCGUGUCAAUCUGUUGCUGGAUGCAGACUACCCAACGCGCCUGGAAAAAUUUGAUUUCCCUAAGCUGACACCCUCGGAGCUGAACACUUUCCCAAAAAAUUCCUUCGAAUUAGUCAACCUCGCCUACAAGAACACCAUUCCAAUGCGUCCGCAAUCGGUGCAGGAUUUCAACAAUCUUAAAUUCGUGUCCAACUAUUCAUACAUCGGUACCAUUCUCUACGCGCUGAAUCUCACCAACAUGCAUCAGGAGGUGCAAAAAUCGCUGGUACUUUACGUGGUCGGUGCCGAUGGAGAAAUCGUUUUCUUCGACCAUAACACGUGCUCGAUUGUGUUCACCUUCCUGCCCCAGGUUCGUGAUGUUGUCAUUCACUUUAUCGGCCCAGCUCUGAGUUCUAUCAAGGACGAGAUCGAGCUAAACUACGAAGGAGGCCGAUCUGUCAAAAUGUACUACCAUAAAGGCCUAUUUCAUACCGUUGAACCUUCGACGCCAAUGGACCGACCACAGCUGAUCAUCUGCUACAAUUGUGGCUUCCACGAGCACGUUGAUUCGCAUCGGGACACAUGGAACGCCACACUGAACCGGAUGCUACGAUUCGUCAACAUUCCGAUUGUGUUCACUUCGUAUACUCGAGCGGAAGCCUCGCAUGAUAGCGCCAUUCUCUAUCGUGCCAGCAAACAUUCGUCGAUGAAGCGGAAAGAUUUGGUGUUCGUAAAACGUGCUGCAGACAAUCAGUUCAAAGACUACAAACCCCUACGGAAUACGAACUAUUUGGACGAGUAUGAUGAACUGUACUACCCCAACGGAUAUGUUAGUGUUGUCGUCAGUCGAGUACCGUAAGGAGACGCAGUUUACAACAGAAGCAGGUUACAUUCCUUACACCGAUCAUGCCAUAAUUUCCUCCGACGAAUCAUUAACAAGUAAGUUUUUUUACAUUUUCGAUUUUCUUAUCCUUUGUUUUAUAAUAGCAGAAUUAUCGAAUUUAUGUGUUCCAAAGUACAACCACCCAUGAAUUUAUUUUUGUAAGUUUUAUCAAAUCGUUUGGGGCAGACCUAAUGGCAAUAUAGCAUUUAAA